AUGCAGCGACAAAUCUUUGGAUCGGUAUCAUCCCCUUUCCUCUGCUCUCAAGUGCUCCGACAUAUUGCUGACCUACAUCACGAAGAAUUUUCUGAAGCCGCUGAACGAGUCUACAAGAACUUCUAUGUAGAUAACCUUCUGGAUUCCUUUUACACCGAAGAGGAGGCUAGUCGAGCGGUCAAAGACUCUACAGCAUUGCUAAAAAAAGGAGGAUUCCAUCUGAACCAAUGGCCGGAAGAUUUGCCCACGGAGAGAACCUUAGGUGUUUUAUAUGACAGCGAAAGUGACAGCUUCAUCUUUGAUGUUAAAACCGAUGUCAAAGCGAGUACUAAGCGUCGGAUCUUGAGGGCUGUGUCUACCUUGUAUGACCCACUGGGGUUUUUAUCACCAGUGAUCCUUAGCGCCAAAAGAAUUCUGCAAGAAUUUUGGCUUGUCGGUGUUGACUUGGAUGAACAAGUUCCGAACCAGCUCGAAGCGUUCAAGAUCCCGCGAGCUCUAACUUCGUCUAGUGACAUCCAAGACAUUCAGCUGCAUGCCUUUUGCGAUGCAUUUACCGUUGGGUUCGGCUCUCUGUCCCGGGUGGCACCCCUUCGUCCGCUGACCGUUCCGAAAUUAGAACUCCAAGGAGCAGUUGUGGCACUACGCCUUGUGAAGUUCGUCCAAUCAACCCUUCGUAUUCCCAUCAAUCAAAUCAUCUAUUUGUCUGACUCUAAAACGGUCGUUCAGUGGAUAGCCUCAAAGACAUGUCGCUUUCAGACGUUCGUCGCAAAUCGAAUAUCCGAAAUCUUAGAGCAUUCUCAACCAACUGAAUCGAGACAUGUCACAGGUAUCGAAAAUCUAGCUGAUGAGUGCAGCAGAGGACUUUUCCCUGAUGAGAUGAUGGGGAAUUACCGUUGGGUUAAUGGCAAAGACAUCUGGCAGCAAGAAGAAAACGCCUGGCCGAUAACCAUUAAACUUCCCGAACCUUCUGUUGAAGAUCCAGAGGUAUCAGCCACCAACUGGAUUGGGCUUGUUUACGGCCUCGCUGAAGAAAAUAGGCUUAUCUCCCUUUUGGAACGAAAUUCCAACUAUGACGUGGUUAUGCGAAUUGUUGCAUGGAUCCUUCGUUUCAUUUCCAACUCGAAAUUGAAAUUGCUGGAUCAUGUCAAAUCACGCAUUGGUGUCAAAUGCAUUCAGCACGCUGCUAAUCAUUGCAUCAAAUCUGCGCAAUUGGAGAAAUAUUCCAAAAAAAAUAGAGGCUUUAAAGAAUAA
Messenger RNA from Daphnia magna, 1251 nucleotides. RefSeq lists its product as uncharacterized. NCBI's taxonomy places the organism in Eukaryota, Metazoa, Arthropoda, Branchiopoda, Diplostraca, Daphniidae. The coding region runs from base 1 to 1251 and encodes 416 amino acids. The transcript has 4 exons. The record is from RefSeq and is a predicted model, not a curated record.